CCUUUUUUCUUUUGCGGGGAAUCCCUCUCCGUCCUUCCACACCACAAACCGCGCCAUCGCUGGCAGGGCGCCAGACGGGUGCGAAGCGGCCACACACCACACCUCCUCCACAGCGCGCCGCGAGGCCAUGGAGCGUCGCCGGAGCCGCUCGCCGUCGGUGGCCGCCGCGGGAGCCCUUCUUCUCUGCCUUGGGAUGCUGCUGGUGCUCGUGACGCUGUUGCCGGCGGUGGAGGCGUCCACGGCGGACGGCUGCCCUGCCGGCGGCGAGUGGGCGAGCAAGCAGCAGGGGAGGAGUCGUGAUCGUCAUCAUCGGAAGCAUGAGGUGGCGGAGCAGCUGUGGGUGUUCGGCGACUCGUACGCGGACACGGGCAACCUGGGGAACCUGGGGCGGGAGCUGACCCACGCCUGGUACGACCCCUACGGCAAGACCUUCCCGCGCCGCCCCGCCGGCCGCUUCUCCGACGGCCGCGUCCUCACCGACUUCGUCGCUUCGGCGCUGGGGAUGCGGACGCCGGUGGCCUACAAGGCACGGCGGCACGCGUCGCCGGAGACCCUGGCGCGCGGCAUGAACUUCGCCGUCGGCGGCGCCGGCGUGCUCGACACCGGCAACUUCCAGCGCAACAUCAGCGCCCAGAUCGACCUCUUCCAGGCCAUGCACAACUGCCAGCAGCGGGGCUGCAGCAAGCGGACGGCGCUCGUCGUCGUCUCCGGCAACGACUACGCCUACGCCGCCGACAAGGACAACGGCACCAGCGCGGCGAUCGCGUACAUCCCGACGGUGGUGCGGGAGCUCCGGGAGCAGCUCCGGCGGCUGCGCGACGAGACGGGGAUGCGCAGGGUGGUGGUGACCAACCUGCACCCCAUGGGCUGCACGCCGACAUUCACCCGCCUGCUCAACUACACCGGCUGCGACCCGCUGGCCAACGCCGGCGCCGCCCAGCACAACGCCGCACUCCGGUCGGUCCUCAGCGCCCUCGACCCCAACAACCGCACCUUCCUCCUCCUCGACGUCCACACCCCCUUCGCCGCAUUCCUCCUCGACGACAGCAAUGGUGACAGUGACAAGAAGAGGUUCAAGAGCACGCUGCGGCCGUGCUGCGAGAGCUUCCGCCCCGACGGCUACUGCGGCGAGGAGGACGAGAACGGCACGCGGCAGUACACCCUAUGCGACGACGCCGGCCGCUAUUUCUACUGGGACGACGUGCACCCGACGCAGGCCGCCUGGGCCGCCGUGGCGCGCACCUUCAGGGCCGCCGUCAAGAGCUUCCUCUCCGUCUGACCUGACAUGAAACGAAGAUGGCCAUAUUAUGAUGCAUCGCCAGCAGUCCCGACUAACCAACACGUAACAUGCCCUUAAAAGGCAGCAACUGACCAACUGAAGCUAGCUUUUUUACUGUUGUUUAUUGGAAACAUCAAUUUUUCUCCGGCUGUCGCGAUGCGACAAACAAACAAACAACGUGUCUGCUAAUUCUCGGGUGCUUGGGAAUUUUGGAAGUGUCAGUCGUUUGUUGCAGGGAUUUUUUUGAUGUUUUUCAUAUA
Triticum dicoccoides is the source of this 1539-nucleotide messenger RNA. RefSeq names its product GDSL esterase/lipase At5g03610-like. Gene Ontology annotation, molecular function: hydrolase activity, acting on ester bonds. The transcript is spliced from 4 exons. The record is from RefSeq and is a predicted model, not a curated record. The coding region runs from base 128 to 1279 and encodes 383 amino acids. Lineage: Eukaryota; Viridiplantae; Streptophyta; Magnoliopsida; Poales; Poaceae.